This is a messenger RNA of Erpetoichthys calabaricus (reedfish), 4128 nucleotides long. RefSeq names its product interferon regulatory factor 3 (gene irf3). The transcript is spliced from 11 exons. Gene Ontology annotation, biological process: immune system process; regulation of transcription by RNA polymerase II. The coding region runs from base 443 to 1984 and encodes 513 amino acids. Gene Ontology annotation, molecular function: RNA polymerase II cis-regulatory region sequence-specific DNA binding; DNA-binding transcription factor activity, RNA polymerase II-specific; protein binding. NCBI's taxonomy places the organism in Eukaryota, Metazoa, Chordata, Cladistia, Polypteriformes, Polypteridae. Gene Ontology annotation, cellular component: nucleus. The record is from RefSeq and is a predicted model, not a curated record.
UUGCUCGUAUUUCGUCUGAACGGGUAAAAACAGUGGGCGUCACGCAACGAAAUCAGGACGCGCUCUGCCCCUGGCGCUUUGCAUUUUGCAAGAAGCGAAAAUGAAAGUAAAAGAAGAGUAAUUGUAUGCUCAUUAUCGGUGAGUCCCAUUCCUAGCCUGCCUCUGCACUUCUUGGAUGUGCCAGGAUCUAGUGACCCGACGUGAAGCCGGUGAGGGAAGACGACGCCCGAUGAGAUCAGCAGUUUAAAGUUUUGAAAGUUCAUACAUCGUGGUGCAUAACGGAUGUUCUGUUGAAUAUAUCCAGCUAACUUAUCUUGUUUGUGAAUGCCGGGGCCUGAUUUCCAUACUUCUUUGUGUCUCUUGUCAUCUAUACAUUGGUAUUAAAGAAGCAUUGGGGUGACCUGAUACUUCCGUGGUGAGCAAUUUCAGUCGAGGAAGUGAAAUGAGUUCUCAGAAGCCACUACUUUUGCCUUGGCUGAUAAAGCAGAUAGACAGUGGUCUGUACCCUGGGCUAGAGUGGACCAAUAAGGAUCACAGCGAGUUCCGAAUCCCAUGGAAGCAUGGCCUGCGGCAAGACCUGCUGCCAGACGACAGUUUAAUUUUUAAGGCAUGGGCAAUAGCAAGUGGUCGGUACAAGGAAAAAACCGACUCACCAGAUCCAACAGUUUGGAAACGAAACUUCCGCUGUGCUCUGAACAGGAAAACACACUUUAAAGUAGUGAAGGAUCUAAGCAAUGACUCUGUGGAUCCCCACAAGGUGUAUCACAUCUGUCAAAGUGAGGAGUCACGACAGAGUUCACAAGAGUCAUGCAAAGACGAAUUACAGGAAAGUCCCCAGGAUGACUUCCCUGGAGCAGGGGUUGCCUGCUUUCCUCCAGCAUCAGAAAAUCUGACUUUAGGACAUGAUUUCUUUUCCAAUGAUUUCAAGGGAUAUGAGGGUAUUCUGGAACAUAACUUGGAAGAAAUGUCCAUCUCUAACCAUAUGUUGUCUGAAACUGAGUCCCUCAUGUUGAAUAAUGAAAAGUACACAGGAACAUUUCAAUUUGGGAACAGUACCACGUUUUUGCCAUCGGAAUGUCAUGAAGCCUACAAUAUACCUGAAAGUGCAACUGAAGCUCCUGACCCAGGUCUCCAACAGACACAGGAAUUUAGACAGGAAGUUGACCGUACAUUCAUUAAUGAGCAAAUGGGAACAUUUCAAUUUGGGAACAGUACCACGUUUUUGCCAUCGGAAUGUCAUGAAGCCUACAAUAUACCUGAAAGUGCAACUGAAGCUCCUGACCCAGGUCUCCAACAGACACAGGAAUUUAGACAGGAAGUUGACCGUACAUUCAUUAAUGAGCAAAUGGUUACAGAUUUCCGUGUCUCCAUCUAUUUCCGAGGAGUGCUAGUAGCACAGUUCCCCACAGUGAGAGGGUUGGGAUUUCAAUUGUUAUUUGAUGAAAUGCCCAAUGCGCCAGGCACUGAAAACUUUAUCAGGUUACAGAUACCAGGAACUGAGAAUAUAUCAGAUACACAGCAAUCAAGAUACACAGAAAGGAUCCUUAGAAAACUGGGACAAGGUCUGGCUGUGAAAGUCCAAGACAAGUCUAUCCUGGCAAGCAGACUUGGGGACAGCCACAUUUUCUGGAGUCUCUCUAAGUUCGAUUCAUCCUGUCACCCACAAGAAGUUUCCAAACAUGAGUAUACAGAAGUCUACAAUUUCGGCAGGUUUGUCAGAGAGUUGCAUGAUUUCAUUGAAUCACGGGGUGGAUCACCACAAUACUCAUUGUGGUUCUGUCUGGGAGAAGUGUGGCCUGAUCCUAACAAACGACCAUGGGAGAAAAAGUUGAUCAUGAUAGAGGUCAUUCCAAUCUGUUUUGAGAUCCUCAAAAACAUUGCAGUAGCUGGUGGAGCCUCAUCUCUACAAGGAGAAAAUAUUGAACUUCAGCUCUCAGACAACCCUAGCUUGAGGUCUCUGUUGGAAAGUAUGGAAACAAAUUAGGGUUAAGCUAACAAGGAAAUGGACAUCACUUUUGGGUUAUAUUGCAAUCUACAAUUCAGUUUUCUUUGGAAUGUAUUUUCUUAAGUUACUGAAUAUUUUCAAAAUUUAGGCUGUAGAGUCUACUGAUUGCAACACUGCACUAGUAAUGACAAGGUUAUUACUUAAAUAUUUGCCAGUAACUCACUAUAUGAAUGGUUUAUCCUUGCAAAAUUACUAAAAAUUAGGAGUAGCGGGAAACGUAACAAGUGUCUUCUGUAGAUUAGGAAUGGGAUAAUUAAGAAAUGGCUAAAGAAAGUGCAACUCUGUAAUAAGUAUAACAUAAACAGCAUAUCACUAAACUCAGGGCUUUCAUGAACAUGACAGUUAAUUAUAAAUGUAAAAAACAAAGCUGGAGAAGAACAUUGCAACUAAUAAAAAUAAGAUUACCCUGAGAUUUGUCAGCAUUUCAGCAGUAGAGAAACUGUGAAGGAGGAAAUUAACUGUAUUACGAGAAGCAAGGGAAACACAUAGUAUUUUAAAAAGUCAAUGCAUGCUCUUAAUCCAUACUUCUCUGAAUUUUUCACCUGGGAAUAAUAUUAAAAAAUGCUAAACAAGUUGAAGGCUGCAGAGAAAGAAGUGCUAUAAGGAUUAAAAAGGAUGAAAGCACAUAAAAUGUCCCACGCCAUACAGCAUUUACCUAGAAAUCCGAAAACCAAUGGAUUAUAAACACAAAUCCUAAAUGUUUAUUUUGAAGAAAUCACUAUUGCUGACAAUUUAGAUUCAGGAUCAAUGUGCCUCAUUAUUAGUUUUAGUGCUAUUAGCUAUGAAAAGCUUACUGUAGAUCAGAGGUGACUUAAAAGGUCACCAUUUAUUUUAACAUAAGGGCUGCUGGCCUGCCCAUCUUUUUACUUGCUUUGUUUUGAAUUCCUGUGAGUCAAGGGUGUUGUGUUCUCUGAAGGAACUGAGCAAGCAAGCAAACACACUUUUGUUUUGGGAAUUACAGGUACUGAGGCUUCUAACUGAGAGAAAACUAAACAAGCUUCCACAAGCAUUCAAGGCCUUUAACCUUAAGAACACUGAGCAAGCUCUCACGCUAGUGCAUAACCAUAUAAACAUUUUAAAUUUAUUUAUUAAGGCUCAUCAAUACUUUAGGCGAUCCAGUUAAAGCAAAAUGCACUGUGUUAGCUAGUAUGAGCUGUAUGGAGUUUAAGAGUUGAUUACUGAAGGCUAGGGUUUUUUGUCUUUUAUGCAGACACUUGUGAGCUCUUUGGGGAGUUCGGGGGCUGCUUUUAUGCCUAGCAGCUCAGUUCCUGUGCUUGCAAGUCAGUAAGUGACUGCAUGCCACUGCCUAACAGCACAGCUUCUUGUGCUCACAGAUCUUCACAUUAGUAUGCAUACAUAUGUAUAUUUUAGAUAGCAUUUAAGUUUGUCAGUGCUUCUUUAUGAAUCAUAAUAAUCAAGUUACAGCAGAAUGUAUUAAACUAGUUAGCUUUAAGUUAAUUUAGAAUUAAUUGUUAAAGACCUGUAUUUUUCCUUUUAUCCAAGCAGUUAGGAAGCUCCAUGCUUGUCCACUCAAGACCGUCUGCAGCUUGGCCCUUAUUCAUGAACCUGCAUGAUAUCGCUUACUGGCACAGUUGCCUAUGAUUUUAGCCUUAAAGGACGCUAGUACAACAAGUAAUCAUUUAUUUAAUUUUUAAUUGAGUAGUCCAGUUUUACAUGUGGAUCUUCCUGAUUCCACCUGGAGUUGAUUAACCAAAAGGCCAUCAAUCUUUGACAGCCCAGGAUUAGGAACAUGAGAAUGCAGGGAGGGGUAAUGCUGACCUCUAGGUGGUAAAUACAUCCUUUGAGCCAAAAUGGUCAUUAUGAGAAUGUGUGGACUGGGAAGAAAAAUUGUUAUGUGAAGGUUUAAUGGGAAAGAGAUUGUUGUGAGAAAGUCCACAGGACCAGGUGAUUGUUCUAAGAAAAGAAAAUGAGCAAGGUCAUUAUCAUGAGAAACCCUGUAAAGCAGAUGAAGUGAAACAGUGUGACGUGGGGAUACUUUGAGACAAGAAUUGUAAUAAAUAUGAGGUUCUCCCAAAGCUAGACACUCACUUCAUUGAACUGAGACAGGUUUCAUGUGCUCUGCAAUGCUUUCCUGUGCUCUGCAAUAAAGUCUAUUCUGCCUA